GAUAUGAAUAUUGCAAGUGGAAUACCGAAGUUUAUUCCAUUAUCAAUGGUUGAAGAAGAAAACAGUCGAUAUGUUCGAGAUGAUACAAUGUUCAUCAAAGUGAUGGUUGACAUGAGUGAUACGGAUAAGACAUUAUUACCUUAUAUGUUUAGCCUAAAUCCUGGUCUUCCAAUACAUGUUCAACAAUUAUUGAUUAAACAAGAAACGAAACGAAGAACUCAACCGCAGUCACCCAAUGAUUAG
This is a messenger RNA of Adineta steineri, 243 nucleotides long. The record is from the annotation of a GenBank genome assembly. Lineage: Eukaryota; Metazoa; Rotifera; Eurotatoria; Adinetida; Adinetidae.